Messenger RNA from Thrips palmi, 2269 nucleotides. Its product is annotated as TRMT1-like protein. Gene Ontology annotation, cellular component: nucleus. NCBI's taxonomy places the organism in Eukaryota, Metazoa, Arthropoda, Insecta, Thysanoptera, Thripidae. The coding region runs from base 72 to 1415 and encodes 447 amino acids. The record is from RefSeq and is a predicted model, not a curated record. Gene Ontology annotation, biological process: tRNA N2-guanine methylation. The transcript has 6 exons. Gene Ontology annotation, molecular function: RNA binding.
AUCGCUGCUGUGUUGUGGUUGCUAGUUGCCGUGCUGUGAAAACACAUGAGUGAGGAAAAUAGCCAAGAACUAUGGCAGACUUAUGUGUUUCUGGUUCAAUGGACAAUGCGACUAAUUUAAUAGAAGUGACAGAAUUUGGUGUCUGUCUAAAUGUAAAUAAAGAUUCACUGUCUCCUAAGAGAAAUGAGGGAUAUUAUUGUCAAGAUAUGGAUAUUAACAGGGCCAUUGUGGCAACUGCUCUCAGCGUCUUUGCCGAUAGUGGUGAUUCGGUUUUUAGCCCAGUUAAAUGUAUUGAUGUGAUCGGAUCCACUGGAGUUGCAGGCCUUCUUUGGAAAAAACAUCUUGGUGAAAAAGUGGAUGUUCACAUAAAUGAUGCUCAUGAGACAUCCCAUGAAAUAAUUUCACAGAACAGUAGAAACAAUAAUUUGGAUGUGAAUGUUCAUAAGAAAGAUCCAUGUAUUUUACUCCAUGAAAUGCCUUUCAGUUUUGUGUAUCUUGACUGUCACACUGAUGCAGCCUUUUUUCUGGAUUCAUUAAUGAGAAAUGUUGCUAAGCAGGGGCUGGUAGCAAUCUCUACGAAGGAUGAUGGGGCCCUUUAUGGGAGAACUCCAGAAAUUGCUCUUCGUAAUUAUGGUGGUACAAUUACAAGAACAUUCUAUUCUAAGGAGUUAGCAGCUCGCCUAAUCAUUGCGGGAAUGGUGAGAUCUGCAGCUAUUCACAACAAAGGUCUACAGGUUUUGUGCGUUUUAUCAGUUAAAUCCACCAUUACUAUCAUACUUCGGAUCUUAAAGGGACCAGCUCAAGCUAAUGCCUGUCUGACUAAGAUCAAGUCUCUUGUUCACUGUAGCAUGUGUGAGGAUCGAGCCUUUUAUCCUUGUUCAAUCUACCCAGUUCAAAAUCCUGAAAAAUUACUGUCUUGCAAAUGUGUUGUGAACACUCCUGGAAAGGUGAUUGUCAACCUAGGGCCUGUUUGGGCUGGACAACUUUUUAAUAUGAAUUUUAUAAGUGAAAUGAUGCACCAUCUUAAAAAGUUUCCCUGGAUGAAUAAGAUAAAAGAAACAAUGGAAGCCAUUCUAAUUGAGUCUAGGUGCCCAAAGCUACGAGGAGAAACAACUGUGGAUAAAUCAAUCCCAAGCAUUCAGGAGUCAUUACCACUGAUACAAGAUAAGGAACCACCUUGUAAGAAAAAGAAGAAAGAAGAUGCACAGAGCAACAAUUCAGAAGAACCAUGCUUUUAUUUCAACUUGCAUAAGCACUGCCCUAAAGGACCAAAAAUGGUUAAAGCUUCAAAUGUAGUUCUGUCCCUGCAAAAAGCAGGUUUCAGAGCAAGUCGCACUCACUUUGACCCUCUUGCUGUAAGAACCAAUGCUACCCUUGCAGAAUUAAUCAAUGUGAUAGCUCAUACUCCAAAAUAGACUUGUAAUCAAGUCUAGAAUACAGAUCAUCAAAGUGGCAAUGUGACAUGAAGUGUGCAUAACAUGCUUAAGUUCUUUGUGUUCCAAUUAUCACAGAGAAUGUUCAAAACUUAUAAUUUGUUGGUAACUGGGUCAUUUUCUUUGUCAUUCAAGUAUUUUAUAAUUUUCUGGGCCACUGCUUUGUAAGACUUCGCCUAGUGAGAAAACAUUACUAAAUCACUGAGAAAUGUUUGUUACCUCAGAUGCAGGGUUCACUGAUGUAACGUAAUAGGUACUGCUGUUUUGCCACAGAUUUCUUGAGUAUAAGGUAUUCAAGAAAAUGUCAGCAGAACCUAUUUGGUUAAUUCUCAAACCCUGCCUUAAAAACUAGUCAAUUUCUCUUACCUGUGGACUUUCUUGUGAAGCUACUACUACAGGAAUACCAUUAUCAGACCCUUGGCUAAUAUCAUUAUCUAGUGGAAUAUCAGCUAGCACUGGCACUCCUGGAAUGUAAAAAUGAAAUUUUCAUUGCAUAUUGAAAAAGUCAGAAACAUUAUUAUUUUUUUAAAUCAUUUGGAAAGGUAGUGUAAAGCAAUAACUAACCCAGAUUUUCCAGCAGUAAAUUAGCUGCUUUGCUAUGAAGGCGUACUUCAUUCUGGCAUUUGGGACAUUCCACCGAGGUCAUAUUUUGGAUUAUUCCUAAAACUGGUAUAUCAAGUUUUUUAAACAUGUUGGCCCCUCUCUGAGUCACUUGUAAUGCAGCUGUUUGAGGUGUAGUCACCAAGAGAGCUCCUAAAAACAAUGCAUUAGAAACAACAAUUAUAAAUUCACACAUCAUGCAAAGCAAAAAUCAAUUAAACUCGAAUCACCUGAGA